GUUUGGUACCAUAGGUUGGUACGAUCUUCGUUGGAGAAGGAAAAGGGAUGUUCCAGAUACAGAAAAUCGUCAAACCAUUUACGACAAAGUCCGUUUCUGGGUGGAGUUAGUGGAACCGAAAAAGAUGUCUCCCUCACAGUGUUUGUGACAAAAGAAUUGCAUCGUUCCUUGGCGGCCUUUCAACAGAAUAUUCAGAGAUUUCCCGAGUGUAGCACGCUGAGUAUUGUUAUCCCGAUAGUUCUUUCGUAUCAGUCCGUGUGUAUUCCUGGGCGAAUGUGCUCGUGUGGUCUCAGGAGUUGCGGAGGUCACGGCUCUGGGACAGCCGUUUCAUCGCUCUAUGCUGCAGAACCUACCCCGGAAGAGAGAGCCCAGAGAAUUGCCAAAGCUGUCCGCAAACAGUCAACAGAAGUGAAGGAAAAUUGGGAGCAAUUGAAAACCCGUGCGAGCAACUGGCAGAAACAGGUGGAAAAGGCGUUGGAGAAACUUCAAGAACUGCAGAAAGCGCUGGAUGAUCUUGAGGCUCAUGUGAUAACAGCUGAGGGGGUCCACACUGAUUGGCAACCUGUGGGUGACCUGCUUCUUGACUCAUUGCAGGAUCACAUUGAUAAAACCACAGGUAAGGACUAUCUGCAAAAUCUGAGAUUGGGUUUUGAAAGACUGCAGCCUUUGUUUUGGAGAGAUAAUGGGAACUGCAGAUGCUGGAGAACGCGAGAUAACACCGUGUGGAACUGGAUGAAGACAGCAGGCCAAGCAGCAUCUCAGGAGCACAAAAGCUGACGUUUCGGGCCGAGAACCUUCUUCAGAAAAUGGGGAGGGGGUGCGGGUUCUGGAAUAAAUAGGGAGAGAGGGGGAGGCGGAUGGAAGAUGGAUGGAGGAGAAGAUAGGUGGAGAGGAGAGUAUGGGUAGGGAGGCAGGGAGGGGAUAGGUCAGUCUGGGGAGGCCGGACAGGUCAAGGGAGCGGGAUGAGGGGAAAUAGGGGUGCGGCAUGAGGUGGGAGGGGGGAUGGGUGAGAGGAAGAAUAGGUUAGGGAGGCAGGGACGAGCUGGGCUGGUUUUGGGAUGCAGUGGGAGGACAGGAGAUUUGGAAGCUUGUGAAAUCCACACUGAUACCAUUGGGCUGCAGGGUUCCCAAGCAGAAUAUGAGUUGCUGUUCCUGCAACCUUCGGGUGGCGUCAUUAUGGCACUGCAGGAGGUCCAGGUUGGACAUGUCCUCUCAGGAAUGGGAGGGGGAGUUGAAAUGGUUCG
Molecule: messenger RNA, 1244 nt
Organism: Stegostoma tigrinum
Lineage: Eukaryota; Metazoa; Chordata; Chondrichthyes; Orectolobiformes; Stegostomatidae
Product: utrophin-like
Exons: 5
Coding region: 274-777 (167 amino acids)
Biological process (GO): synaptic signaling
Cellular component (GO): plasma membrane
Source: RefSeq, a predicted model, not a curated record